This is a messenger RNA of Schistosoma rodhaini, 1274 nucleotides long. NCBI's taxonomy places the organism in Eukaryota, Metazoa, Platyhelminthes, Trematoda, Strigeidida, Schistosomatidae. The record is from the annotation of a GenBank genome assembly.
UCAUGGCAAUACCUGUUUGUAUUGCAUUUGUAAGUCGCGAAACAUCGACUUUGCUGUCCAGUUUCCUCUCGUUCUUCCGCCAAAUGAGUAACAAUAGAGAGGUUAUCGGUAUUGUUACCGACGAUUCACCUGCUAUAGCUGCUGCCAUAACGCAGGUGUAUCCCAAUUCACACCACCUUUUGUGCCGCGUGCACCUUCUUCGAAAUGUCAUCAAGAGGAGGCUACGAUCUGAUCUUCUUCAGAUGUUCUACCGUCUUAUGCUAACAAGAAAUGUGGAAAGCUUCCAACGGUAUGUGUCAUUUAUCGAAGCAGCAGACGGGAAUUUCUAUCAAUAUUUGAGAGAUCAGUUAUUGUCCAAAAAGCACAAGUGGUCGAACGCUUUUAGACCAGCUGCAAUGCUUCUAGAUCAAAGCAAUACAAAUUUCGUUGAGACGACCCAUCGAAUUUUAAAGUUGCAUAAGCUGAACAGAAAAACACCCGUGUUCAGAUCGAUAUUUAGUGUUCUGCUUCGCACUGGAUAUUGGAUAGAAGCUCGAGUUCAAAAGUACUCCACUGAAUGCCGUAGCAGGGCUGUGCUGGGUCGCGAGCCUCAACUACGUCGUCUUCAGGCCCUUUUCAGGGCCACCCACAAUUUGAUCUAAAUUUUGUUUGAAUUUCUUGUUUCCAUUUUAAGGAGGAGUCAUGAAACCAUCAAUAAUUCAUUUCACAUUCAUAUGAUUUGGUUACUAGGUACAGUAGAGAAAUGUAGUAAGAUCAGUUCACUAGUACAACAAGAUCUUUUCUAUUGCUAAGGUCAAGUGAACAGACACUGAUCGGUCAUCACAAUUCCAUAGUAAUUAAGCUGUAGAUUAAUAAUUAUCAUCGCUCACUUUAUUACCAUGCCAACAGCUUUCCAGGUUUUUCAAAUUUACGGUUUCAGUGAACGAUUCCGUACAGAAAACAACGUCAUAUAAUAAACAUUAAUCUGUCGAACAAAAGUAUAUGCAAAGGUGUGUACGAUCAUUCCAAUCUCUUUUCACUUAGCUAAGGUAGACGAUUGUACUGAGAUCAGUUCAUUAGUACAACAAGAUAAUUUGUAUUGCUAAGGUCAAGUGAACAUACACUGAUCAUUCAUCACAAUUCCAUAGUAAUGAAGAUGUAAAAUAACUUUUUCUAGAUUAAUAAUAAUAAAGUGAUUAUCGAUCACUUUAUAAUUUUGUCAACAGCUUUUAAGGUUUUUCAAAUUAAAGGUUUCAGUAAACGAUUCCGUACAGAAAACAACGUCAUAUAAUGAA